AUGCAGCGCCUCCAACACUUCCUUCGACGGCCCAGCUCUGAGCAGUCUCCUGCAACCCCUCAAGCUCAGGUCGCGGUUGCGGAGUCAGCUCAAGUUCAAUCAUCGAGUCUGCAAAUUGCUUUGCAAAAUCAGACAAGCUCUAGCACCGUAUAUGCCUAUGUCACAGGUCAAGCCCUUGACCGCGGCAAUGCACUGUUUCUUCUUUCUGCCGACGGAAGAACUCCAUACUAUCCCACCUCUCCCGGUGCGGUCGGCUCGCCCAUCCCACAAAACUGUGCCAUUGCUCUCGGAGCCCCGGGACAUAGCGUGACUGUGACGGUACCCCAUAUCGCCGGAGGCCGCAUUUGGUUCUCGAUCGGAGCACCUUUGAAAUUCCUGCUCAAUCCAGGACCGGCUCUCGUUGAGCCAUCCGUCACUAAUCCUUCCGACCCCAACGCCAACAUCGACUGGGGCUUUGCCGAGUUCACGUUCAACCAGGACCAGCUGUAUGCGAACAUCAGCUAUGUCGAUUUCGUCGGCCCGCCCAUCGCAUUGACCCUCACAACCCAGAGUGGUGCCACUCAGCAUGUCUCCGGGAUGCCCGCCAACGGACUGGAUAUCGUUUGCAACGGUCUGCGCGCUCAACAUGCCGCCGACGGCCAAGGCUGGGACAAGUUGAUCGUCUCUCACAAUGGGAAAAACCUCCGUGCCCUGUCGCCCAAUCAAGGCAUGGUGACCAACCCGUCGUUGUUUGCCAACUACUUCGAUGGCUACAUCAACAAAGUCUGGCAGAAGUUCGGUGGCCAGUCCAUGUCCAUCGACACCCAGGCCUCUUUCGGCACCGUCUCCGCCAAGGUCAACAACCAAGGCACCCUCAACUUCGGUGGGUCGAGCUUCUCGAAGCCUUCCACACGAGACGUCUUCACCUGUUCGACCGGACCGUUCGCGACAGGCGCCAAUGCCGAGACCAACACCAUCAUUCCUCGACUGGCCGCGGCGUUCAAUCGCUCGACCUUGCUCGUGUCGAAUGCGUUCCCCGCUCCGCAAAGCACAUACUACAAAGACGCCACCACCAACCACUACUCGCGGAUCGUGCACUCGGCCAAUCUGGACGGCAAGGGCUACGCUUUUCCCUACGAUGACGUGCAGCCCAACGGCGGUGCCGAUCAAAGCGGCGAGGUGCACGCCGGCGAUCCGAAGUUGUUCACCGUCACUGUGGGAGGCACGAACGCGACCGUGAAGCCCCCGCCCAAGAAGGAGCUGUGA
Molecule: messenger RNA, 1245 nt
Organism: Fonsecaea erecta
Lineage: Eukaryota; Fungi; Ascomycota; Eurotiomycetes; Chaetothyriales; Herpotrichiellaceae
Exons: 1
Coding region: 1-1245 (414 amino acids)
Source: RefSeq, a predicted model, not a curated record